Messenger RNA from Protopterus annectens (West African lungfish), 1029 nucleotides. RefSeq names its product trace amine-associated receptor 6-like. Gene Ontology annotation, cellular component: membrane. The transcript has a single exon. The record is from RefSeq and is a predicted model, not a curated record. Gene Ontology annotation, molecular function: trace-amine receptor activity. Gene Ontology annotation, biological process: cell surface receptor signaling pathway; G protein-coupled receptor signaling pathway. Lineage: Eukaryota; Metazoa; Chordata; Ceratodontiformes; Protopteridae. Bases 1 to 1029 code for a protein of 342 amino acids.
AUGACAUUUUCUCAUGAAGAAACGGAAACAAUGCAAUUAUGUUAUGAAAAUACUAAUGGCUCAUGUACACGGAUUCCACGUUUACUCAUAGAACAGAUAUCACUAUAUGUUGUAUUCAUGCUUGGUAUUGGUGUCUGUGUAGGUGGCAACCUGUUGGUGGUGAUCUCUGUGUCUCAUUUCAAGCAGCUCCACUCACCAACCCACUUCCUGGUUCUCUCAUUAGCUGUAGCCGAUUUCUUAAUGGGAAUUUUAGUACUUCCAUUCAGUGUAAUUAGAUUUAUUGAAACAUGCUGGUAUUUUGGGCAAGAUCUCUGCAGUCUUCAUACUGGCAUUGAUGCAUUGUGUUCUAUGGCAUCUAUAUUCCAUCUUUGUUUUAUAUCUAUUGAUCGUUACAUUGCAGUCAGUGAUCCUUUAACAUAUCCAAUGAAAUUUACUAUAACAGUUACAGGAUUUUUAAUAUGCCUGGGUUGGUGCCUUCCUUUGACUUACUCAGUAGCUCUAAUUUAUUCAAAUACUAAUGACCAGGGACUGGAGGAUUUGCUUGCUGAUCAUCAGUGCCAAGGCAGUUGUUUAGUAAAUGUUAAUAAAUCGUGGGUCCUGCUAAACUUGGUAAUUGUUUCAAUUCCUUUAAUUAUAAUGUUGUGCAUGUAUUCAAAUAUUUUCAUAAUUGUAAAAAAGCAAGCAAGAAUGAUAGAAAAUAUAGCAGGUAAAACACUGACAGGAGAAGAAUACAGCAGCCGAGUAGCAAGGAGAGAAAGAAAGGCUGCAAAAACAUUAGGCAUAGCAGUUGGUGCAUUUACAGUAUGCUGGUUACCAUUUUUUACAGACAUUGUGAUUGACACAUUGUUUAAUGUCACUACACCACUGACUAUGUAUCACAUAUUUUUCUGGCUUGCUUAUUUUAAUUCAGCAUUCAAUCCUUUAAUUUAUGCUUUCUUUUAUCCAUGGUUUCGGGAAACAGUUCAUCUUAUUUUAACAUGUAAGAUUCUAAUAAAUGAUUACUCAGACAUUAAUUUAUUUAAAGAAUGA